Molecule: messenger RNA, 445 nt
Organism: Oryzias melastigma (Indian medaka)
Lineage: Eukaryota; Metazoa; Chordata; Actinopteri; Beloniformes; Adrianichthyidae
Product: probable cationic amino acid transporter
Biological process (GO): amino acid transport
Cellular component (GO): plasma membrane
Molecular function (GO): amino acid transmembrane transporter activity
Source: RefSeq, a predicted model, not a curated record
AAUAAACUUCCUUUGUCUUUCAGGGAGCUUCCUUGGUUGGGAAUAACUAACAUGGAAUUCUACUAAGCUGCAGAACUAAAGCUACUUCCACAUUUUUAAUUCAGGAGAUUUAGACCAUCAACUUCUCAAAGAAGCAGUCCCGGAACAUCAGAGAACCACUGACUCAGCGCCAGGAUGAGUGGUCUGGUGGGGAAGCUGGACCCUCGCAGGAUACAAUGGGGCGCAACGUGGAAUACUUUUACGUCCCGAGUUCUGAGGACCAAACCUGUGGAAUCCAUGUUGGAUUCCUCCAUGUCGGGCACCAGCUCCCACGGGACCAGGCUGGCCCGGGUGUUGUCCACUGUGGACCUGGUGUCUCUGGGCGUGGGCAGUUGCGUCGGGACGGGGAUGUAUGUGGUCUCUGGGCUCGUUGCUAAGGAGAUGGCCGGCCCCGGUGUCAUUGUGU